AAGAAGAAUAUUUUCACCCGAGUGCGGCGCACUUCCUGGGGGCUUGGUGCACGCAACAGAGAGCUGACAGUCAGGUUAUCAUAAAAUGGCUAACGCUACGCUCCAGUCGUUCAAUGUCUUUCUCACGGAGAGGUUAACCGCAGCUGCAGUGGACAUCUACGGGUUCGUGGAGAAGACCAUCGUGGACUACCAGGAUGAAGUGUACCAAACCAAGCUGGAGAACCAGAGGCUGCAGAGGCUGCUGGAUCUGGUCUACAAGCCGGAGAUAAGGCUGCACAGAACAGAUACCAAACAGCCAACUACACUGCCACCUUCUGAGGAGACACUACCCAGACAGCCGGAGUGGAUCCUCGGGGUGUGCCAGGAUGAACCGGGACCCUCCCAGAUUAAAGAGGAGGAAGAGCAGCAGAAAGAGGAACUGUGGAUCAACGGGAUCAACGAGCCACCUUCAGCAGACGAGAGCGAUGACGGCGACGCCUUGACGAAAGAACUCAUAAAAACGGUGCAACAGUUAGAAGACUGCAGAGCCGCAGAGGAGGGCAGAGAGUCAGAGCCGGCCCCUGCAGAGGGUCCAGAACCCUCUCAAGAGAAGACCAGCACCACCUUGUACCGCUGCCACAUAUGCAACUACAUAUUCACCAAGAAAAGUGUGCUUACCUGGCACCUCAAGACGCACGAAAGCAAGUCACAUGACAGCAAGGGGAACUUUGACUGUCACAUAUGUGGCAAACACAUACCCUGUCAGAGCAAUCUGCAGAACCACAUGAGAGUGCACACCGGAGAGAGACCCUACAGCUGCCAUUUCUGUGGCAAGUGUUUUAAACUGAAAGGACACAUGACGGAACAUAUAAGAACUCACACAGGAGAGAAGCCUUUCAGCUGUCACAUCUGUGACAAAUCCUUCAACAGAGGUUCGACUUUGAGAAAACACGUUUUAGCCAAACAUAAAGAAGAGAGACCGUACAAAUGUGGGGAUUGUGACGAGUUAUUUACAGAGAGGCUGCUGAUGAAGAGGCACAUGCGGAAAGUACACGGAGUCAAACUGUCCACGAGUCAAAGUCCUGCAGAGCAGACGCAAUGAUGUUGCAUGUUGCGUACAGUCCAGAGUCAUAACGACUAAGGCUACAUAUCUUUUCAAAUGUUUGGAUACUAGCUCCAUGAAGUUUGGUCCCAAUACCAGAACCUUUUUUUCAAAGUUUGGCUUUUUUGAAUUGCAAUUGCGGUACACUACAGAUUCCGUUUUUGUUCUUGAAGCAAAUUUCAAUGUUGUCUAAUAUAUAGCCAUACAAGAACUUUAGGAAAGCUCUUUCGCUUUCUUGCCAAAAGUUAGUUGAGUAGAUGUAAGGAGGUGAAAGCUUAGCAUAAAAACUGAGAGCAGAUUAGCCUGGUUCCAUUUCAAAGAUCAAAAAUACACCUUGUUUAAAAAAUAAUGUAUUCCAUCAAGGUAUAAAAUAUAUUUAUUAUAUUACAACAUAUUUAAAAGAUAGCGUUAGAGGUGCUGAUUGGUGUAUUAUUGAACCUUUGACAGACCCAAGCUAGCUGUAUAGUUUCAUUCAUUCCUAAUGCUAAGCUAGGCUAACAGUUACCUGGCUCUAGCUCCAAUAAAUGCACACACACAGAGGCCCAUUAGAUAAAGAAAUACAAACAUAUACAGACAACGUAGGGCUGACUGUAUUCUACAGAGUCCCAAUGAGUCUUCAUGCUUCAGAACACUGGAGGACUUCAAGUGCUGCCUGUCUGAAGUUGUUCAUUACUAAACUUCAUAUGUGCUGAUCAUUAAGAUACUAUUUUCCAUUUCUUCUGUUUUCAUUACCUCUCGUAAUCAUUAAUAUGAACCUUAAGAAUUGUAUUGUGUGGCAUAAAAAAAAGAUAAAACUGAUAACCGAUCAACCAUUUAAAUUCAAUUGUGCAUCAGAAUAACAUUCACAAUGGUUGUACCUUAUCUGUUAACUCGUGACAUAGUGUCUAUGUUGUACUGUAAAGUUGUUUUCUAUAUUUAUUGAUAUUGUAUAUUAUUAUUUUUAUUUGUAUUUGCCACAGUCCAGUUCAGUAUUAUGGCGUGUUGUAAAACCAGCUACAUGAACGUGAAAUGUAAAGCUUAAAAGAAACAGUCAGUUGUUAAAGUAUGGCAAAAACUGUAUCACUUGCAUUGUGUUUCCUUUUCUGUGUCACAUAUAAGUGAAAUGUAGCUGUUCAGGAGUAAAACUAGUUUUAGAAAUAAUUGCAUACAUACAACUGCUUUGGAUAAUUAGAGUCAGAUGUAUUGAAGAUGAUCUCAUCAGCUGUAACAACUGUAAGCAAACACUGUGUGUGAGUAGGGAGGAAGACCAAGCGGCAGCCAGCACUCUCAUCUGUAAGCAUCAUGCAAAUGAUUUUGAAAGAUAAGAAGGAAAACUACGUCCUGUAAGAGGGUAUACUAUUCUAAAUCUAAUAUGUUCUUACCCCUACCUGCAGAGGCAAUGCUGCUCUGUUGCCCGGACAGAGAUCAGACUCUGGAUUUUAAUUCUCUCAUCUCAGUCACCAAAGGAGACCGCUCAAAUGACAGCGCGUGUCUGCUUCAAAUGUCUGAGUGCAGGAGAGACUCAGGUUCUCUCUCUCUCUCUCUCUCAGUAGAUGCGGCAAAAUAAAGUGUGUGUGUGUGUGUGUGUGUGUGGUUGUGUGUUUUUAUGUGUGUCUUUGUUUGCAUGAAUGGAGCCUGGUUUGUCCCUAGCUGUCAAAGAUUGCAUAAUACAAACCCCAAAGUGGUACGAGUGGUUCUGCUGCAUUUCAGACAAGAUUCUAUGGAUCAAAGAAAAAAAGUGUACUAUUACUUCUGUAACUUUAUUUACUGUACACGUUACAUAAAUGACUAAGGUAAGGUUUACCAUACUAAUUAUUGUUGAUACAAUAUACUGUAGAAAGAUGUUUUCUUUUUUGUAGGAAUAAUAUUACUUUGUUAUUUUGGACUUCAAG
Molecule: messenger RNA, 2952 nt
Organism: Notothenia coriiceps (black rockcod)
Lineage: Eukaryota; Metazoa; Chordata; Actinopteri; Perciformes; Nototheniidae
Product: zinc finger protein 771-like
Exons: 2
Coding region: 86-1081 (331 amino acids)
Biological process (GO): regulation of transcription by RNA polymerase II
Cellular component (GO): nucleus
Molecular function (GO): DNA-binding transcription factor activity, RNA polymerase II-specific; RNA polymerase II cis-regulatory region sequence-specific DNA binding
Source: RefSeq, a predicted model, not a curated record